GAGAAUAUCAGAAGGCCAUUGACUAUCACAAAAAAUAUCUAGAAAUAAGCACUGCUAUUGGCGAUCGAUCAGGAAUAGCAAGAAGCAAUGGCAAUUUGGGCAACACCUAUCAUAGGUUAGGAGAUUAUGAGGAGGCCAUUGACUAUCACGAAAAAAAUCUAGAAAUAAGCACUGCUAUUGGCGAUCGAUCAGGAAUAGCCAGAAGCAAUGGCAAUUUGGGCAAUGCCUACGAUAGUUUAGGAGAAUAUCAGAAGGCCAUUGACUAUCACAAAAAAUAUCUAGAAAUAAGCACUGCUAUUGGCGAUCGAUCAGGAAUAGCAAGAAGCAAUGGCAAUUUGGGCAACACCUAUCAUAGGUUAGGAGAUUUUGAGGAGGCCAUUGACUAUCACGAAAAAAAUCUAGAAAUAAGCACUGCUAUUGGCGAUCGAUCAGGAAUAGCAAGAAGCAAUGGUAAUUUGGGCAAUGCCUAUGAUAGUUUAGGAGAAUAUCAGCAGGCUAUUGGCUAUCACAAAAAAAAUCUAGAAAUAAGUACCACUAUUGGCGAUUUAUCAGGAAUAGCAAGAAGCAAUGGCAAUUUGGGCAAUGCCUAUCAUAGUUUAGGAGAAUACCAGGAGACCAUUGACUAUCACAAAAAAGAUCUAGAAAUAAGCACUGCUAUAGGCGAUCGAUUUGGAAUGGCAAGAAGCAAUGGCAAUUUGGGCGAUGCCAGUUAUAGUUUAGGAGAAUAUCAGAAGGCCAUUGACUAUCACAAAAAAGAUCUAGAAAUAAGCACUGCUAUUGGCGAUCAAUCACGAAUAGCAAGAAGCAAUUGCAAUUUGGGCAAUGCCUAUGAUAGUUUAGGAGAAUAUCAGAAGGCCAUUGAAUAUCACAAAAAAGAUCUAGAAAUCAGCACUGCUAUUGGCGAUCGAUCAGGAAUAGCAAGAAGCAAUGGCAAUUUGGGCAUUGCCUGUCAUAGUUUAGGAGAAUAUCAGAAGGCCAUUGACUAUCACAAAAAAGAUCUAGAAAUAAGCACUGCUAUUGGCGAUCGAUCAGGAAUAGCAAGCAGUAAUGCCAAUUUGGGCAAUGCUUAUCAUAGGUUAGGGGAAUUACAGGAGGCCAUUGACUGUCACAAAAAAAAUCUAGAAAUAAGCACUGCUAUUGGCGAUCAAUCAGGAAUAGCAAGAAGCAAUGCCAUUUUGGGCAAUGCCUAUGAUAGUUUAGGAGAAUAUGAGAAGGCCAUUGACUUUCACAAAAAAGAUCUAGAAAUAAGCACUGCUACUGGCGAUCUAUCAGGAAUAGCAAGAAGCAAUGGCAAUUUGGGCAAUGCCUGUCAUAAGUUAGGAGAAUAUCAGAAGGCCAUAGAAUAUUACCAAAAAAAUGUCGAAAUAAGCACUGCUAUUGGCGAUCGAUCAGGAAUAGCAAGAAGCAAUGCCAAUUUGGGCAAUGCCUAUGACAGUUUAGGGGAAUAUCAGAAGGCCAUUGACUAUCACGAAAAAGACCUAGAAAUAAGCACUGCUAUUGGCGAUCGAUCAGGAAUAGCAAGAAGCAAUUGCAAUUUGGGCAAUGCUUAUGAUUGUUUAGAAGAAUAUGAGAUGGCCAUUGACUAUCACAAAAAAGAUCUAGAAAUAAGCACUGCUGUUGGCGAUCGUUCAGGAAUAGCAAGAAGCAAUGGCAAUUUGGGCAAUGCCUACCAGAGUUUAGGAGAAUAUCAGGAGGCCAUCGACUAUCACGAAAAAAAUCUAGAAAUAAGCACUGAUAUUGGCGAUCUAUCAGGAAUAGGAAGAAGCAAUGGUAAUUUGGGCAGUGCCUAUCAUAGUUUAGGAGAAUAUCAGAAGGCCAUUGACUGUCACAAAAAAGAUCUAGAAAUAAGCACUGCUAUUGGCGAUCGAUCAGGAAUAGCAAGAAGCAAUUGCAAUUUGGGCAAUGUCUGUGAUAGUUUAGGAGAAUAUCAGGAGGCCAUUGACUGUCACAAAAUAAAUCUAGAAAUAAGCACUGCUAUUGGCGAUCUGUCAGGAAUAGCAAAAAGCAAUGGCAAUUUGGGCAUUGCCUAUUAUAGUUUAGGAGAAUAUCAGAAGGCCAUUGACUAUCACAAAAAAGAUCUAGAAAUAAGCACUGCUAUUGGCGAUCGAUCAGGAAUAGCAAAAACCAAUGGAAACUUGGGCAAUGUCUAUGAUAGUUUAGGAGAAUAUCAGAAGGCCGUUGACUAUCACAAAAAAGAUCUAGAAAUAAGCACUGCUAUUGGCGAUCGAUUAGGAAUAGCAAGAAGCAAUGGCAAUUUGGGCAAUGCCUAUGAUAGUUUAGGAGAAUAUCAGGAGUCCAUUGACUAUCACAAAAAAGAUCUAGAUAUAAGCACUGCAAUUGGCGAUCAAUCGGGAAUAGCAAGAAGCAAUGGCAAUUUGGGCAAUGCUUAUCAUAGUUUAGGAAAAUAUCAGGAGACCAUUGACUAUCACCAAAAAAAUCUAGAAAUAAGCACUACUAUUGGCGAUCUGUCAGGAAUAGCAAAAAGCAAUGGCAAUUUGGGCAAUGCCUAUUAUAGUUUAGGAGAAUAUCAGAAGGCCAUUGACUAUCACAAAAAAGAUCUAGAAAUAAGCACUGCUAUUGGCAAUCGAUCAGGAAUAGCUAGAGGCAAUUGCAAUUUGGGUAAUGCCUAUGCUAGUUUAGGGGAAUAUCAGAACGCCGUUGACUAUCACAAAAAAGAUCUAGAAAUAAACACUGCUAUAGGGGAUCGAUCAGGAAUAGCCAGAAGCAAUGGCAAUUUGGGCAAUGCUUAUCACAGUUUAGGAGAAUAUCAGGAGGCCAUUGGCUAUCACAAAAAAGAUCUAGAAAUAAGCACUGCUAUAGGCUAUCUAUCAGGAAUAGCAAGAAGCAAUGCCAAUUUGGGCAAUGCCUAUGAUAGUUUAGGAGAAUAUCAGAAGGCCAUUAACUAUCACAAAAAAGAUCUAGAAAUAAGCACUGCUAUUGGCGAUCGAUCAGGAAUAGCAAGAAGCAAUUGCAAUUUGGGCAAUGCCUUUGAUAGUUUAGGAGAAUAUCAGAAGGCCAUUGACUAUCACAAAGAAGAUCUAGAAAUAAGCACUGCUAUUGGCAGUCGAUCAGGAAUAGCAAGAAGCAAUGGCAAUUUGGGCAAUGCCUGUCAUAGUUUAGGAGAAUAUCAGAAGGCCAUUGACUAUCACAAAAAAGAUCUAGAAAUAAGCACUGCUAUUGGCGAUCGAUCAGGAAUAGCAAUUUGCCGCGGCAAUUUAGGAAGUUCCCAUCGAUGUUUAGGAGAGUAUGAAGUUGCAACAUCUCACCUAAUAGAAUCAAUUAGUUUUUUUGAUGAAAUGUUUUUAGAUUCAGUUCCAGAACAAAAUCAACUGGCAUUCGCGAAGCAAUAUUUUGAAUCUCAUACAAUUUUAAUGAGUUGUUUCCUUUCGUUGAAGCGUGCUGAGUCCGCAUUAUUGGUCAUUGACCUUGGUAGGUGUAAAGAGCUCCAUUACUGCAUUGAAAAACGUAGGAAUUAUGUUGAUAAGGAGUUGUUCGAUUAUGCCCGUGCGAUAUGGAAUAGAAUUGAGGCCAGAGAAGAACAAAUAGAAAUAGAAGGAUUGCAAACUCUUCUCCACCUAGGAAAAAAUGAUACAUCAAUUUUAGUAUUCGCUUUUGAUUUGGAAGGUGUUCUUAAUGCUUGGGUUUUAACUGACAAAGUUAUCUUCAGAAAAGUAUUAGACGCUCGUCGGGAAACAUUUUAUCUGCUUAUUAUGGAACUUUUUGGAAGGGUAAAUGUUAAGGUUGAUCGAAAUUCGUCGUUUUACAUACUCGAUUCAGUUGCUAACACUAUUAACCAAGUGAUGUCGCCUUUUGAGCUCCCAAGCGGAACGGCUGCCUCUAAAAAUGCGGUUGACAAUCCUGCUAGCUAUAAUCAUAUCUCUGAUCAAAACAUUUUGGAAAUGUUGUUUAAACUUUUAGUUCAUCCUGUAAAAGAUCUGAUUAGAGGCAAUAAUCUCAUUAUUGUCCCUGACCCGCUGUUGUUUUUUACACCCUUUUCAGCACUGAUUGAUGAAAAUAGCUCAUAUUUAUCCAACAUUUACAGUGUUCAAAUUUCCCCUUCAUUGCAUACUCUAAAGUGUACGAUGGAACAAUCCUUUGGCUCAAACUUUGGAUUUGCAUUGUUUGUUGGUAAUCCAACUGUUGGAAAAGUUAGUUUAAACGGAAAAUAUGUUACACCGGCUGACCUGCCCAAUGCCGGUGAAGAAGUUAAAUGUCUCUCAAAGGUUUUCCAAGCAAGGCCUUUAUUAGGACGCGAGGCAACAAAACAUGUAGUGUUGCAGCUUUUAACUGGGGCUAGUAUAAUCCAUAUAGCUGCCCAUGGAGAACCUACUCGAGGCGAAAUAAUGCUUGCUUCAAUUUCUUCUCUUACUGAGCCGCGCUCGUCUGUUCCUGAACCAGAGUCAUACCUUCUCACUCAACGAGAUAUUCUAAAUAUUUCUGUGCAAGCUCACUUGGUAGUUUUAUGUUGUUGCCAUACUGGGCAAGGUGAAAUUACUUCAGAAGGUGUCAUAGGUAUAACUCGAGCGUUUCUUGCAGCUGGGGCUCGCUGUGUUCUUGCCACACUGUGGCCUAUUAGCGAUUAUGCCACAAAGGAAUUCAUGGAGAAAUUUUAUGGUGAACUUUGCCAAGAAACACCAGUUUGUGAAGCUUUACGAAGAACAAUGAACUACUUUCAGACACAUGAAAAAGAGGGAUGCCGAUCCAGUUGGAUCUGGGCUCCGUUUACCAUCUAUGGGAAGGAUGUGAAGUUUGGAAAAGAUGAGAUUGAAAAAAUUAGGGAAAAAUCGCAUGAGUUUUUUUCCGGUUUCGUCGUGGUAUGACUACGAUCCUAAAGUUUAUGACUAGCGUUACAUUAACUAUGCUUGAAAUCUCCAGCAGGCAUCACCCGAAUCAUUUAAACGUCGUCGAACUUUAACUUAGUCUAAUUGGUAACCGCAGCCUGACAUAAAUUUUUAUUAUCAUGCGGUAGUAUGGAAUAUUUUAGACUGAGCAUUCCAUUAUUAUAUAUUGCUAGUGGAACGUCGACUGUUCAGAAUGCUUAAAU
Messenger RNA from Paramuricea clavata, 5044 nucleotides. The record is from the annotation of a GenBank genome assembly. NCBI's taxonomy places the organism in Eukaryota, Metazoa, Cnidaria, Anthozoa, Malacalcyonacea, Plexauridae.